Molecule: messenger RNA, 1633 nt
Organism: Mugil cephalus (flathead mullet)
Lineage: Eukaryota; Metazoa; Chordata; Actinopteri; Mugiliformes; Mugilidae
Gene: wdr17
Product: WD repeat domain 17
Exons: 11
Coding region: 4-1227 (407 amino acids)
Source: RefSeq, a predicted model, not a curated record
GUAAUGAUGGAUACGUCAGCGUCAGGAAUGAUGAGGGCUGUCAAUGAUUUUCAGGGAGCGUGUGAGGGAAACAUCCGUGCACCUCCGAGUUCGUCCGUCAACCACACGACUAAUGACGUGGACAACAGGCAGCAAUACCAGAGUCUCCUCCAUAAAGUUUGUAAGGAACUGGCUGAGUGGUACUUCCAGGACGGAUGCUCGGUGCUGGCGGCGUGCUGCCACCUGGCUGUGGACGACAUCAAGCUAGCCAUGUCCAGUCUGAUCAGAGGCAACGAGCUUGAGCUGGCCGCGUGCGUGGGCCUCGUCCUCGGAGAUGCAGCCAAUCAGAGCACAGCUUACUGCCUGGAGCUCUUGGCCAGGAAGUACAUGACGACGCCCACAUGGGAGCUGUCGGCCGACCUGCUGGGGAUGAUUCCCGACAACCACGUUCUACUGGCCAAGCUGUGUGCGUUCUACCCAGGAAGUGCCUCUGAAAUCAACCAGCUACAUGAACGGUGCGGCCUCCCUUCGGUGGAGGAGUGUAAAUCCUUGGCGGAAGCAGCCGUCGGUGAAGGAGAUUUAUUCUCGGCGGUUAAAUUCCACCUGCUGAGCUCCGAGCCUGAAAACGCCCUGAACAUCGGCAUCGAUCACGUUAAAGAACAGCUGGCGGGCUCUGAUUGGACGGUGGACAGCGUCCAGCCGAUCCUGGACCUGAUGAGUUACAUCAGGACCGACAGACUCCUGGUGGCCAAGCUCACAGAAGCCCGGAGUGAGCUGCUCAUCCUCUGUGGUUAUAUUGGAGCUCUACUGGCCAUCAGGAGACAAUACUCCAGCAUCGUACCCGCACUCUACGAAUACACCAGUCAGCUGUUGAAGCGAAGGGAGGUAUGUGUUCCUCUGAAGAUCGAGCAGCUUUCAGUGGAGCUGGACGCCUGGCGAGCCUGUACACAAACCAACGGCAUUCCUCCGUCAGAAUAUCAGAGAGAAGAGUUCAGCUGCCUCGAGAGGAGAAUCCAGCCGACGGACUCUGCCUCGUUGGUUCUGUGCGGUGCCGACUACGUGACCGGCUCCAACCUCCCGAGCCACUCGGACCUUCAGCUUUCAUGUUUCACCGGACACAGGAUACAGGGUCCAGUGUUUUUGCUGGAGGACAGUAAAUCAGCGAUCUCCCUCAACGACGCCUUAAUGUGGGCGAAGGUCAACCCCUUCUCUCCGCUGGGAACAGGACUCCGCAUCAACCCCUUCUAACGCAGAGGUUAGAGAGAAAGCAGAGGUGGAACACUGGGCCUCCAGGGUCGGCAGCGCCUGCAGAGCUCCGCGUUGGUUAGCGUAGCGGUUAGCGUGACGAGACCUGAGGCGACGGGACGGGAGGAUGGUCUGUGGCUGAUGGGACUUAACUGGAGAAUGAAGCCGAACUCUUCUACUGCUGUAAAAAGAAAACACUGGAAUAAAACUACCACAGAAUAUUUAGACCAGACUUGAGAGUUUCUUUGUAAAAAAAAAAAAAAAACACCAACAACAAACCGUAACAAAGCUUUUGUUUCACGUCUGGUUCUACAAACUGAAAAAGUCAUAUUUGAUUUAAAUGUUCCAACAGUUACAGUUUUCAUCAGUGUCUCAGACUGUGAGUGAAUUAAAUGAAAAACUUUGACAC